CGCGUGUGUGCCGCCGGGGGCUUUUCUUUUGUUAAAAAAGUUACUUUUGUGCUGAAAAGACUAGUCCAUAAGAUAACAGUUACUUAAUACUGAAAGCCCCUCAACCAUGUCAUCAGACUUGACAUCAUCAGUGACACUGCAACCAGCUGCUGUGCCAGUGUUAAGCCUGACAGAACCCUUGGUGGGCCCGCUGCGUGCACAGGCAGCUCAUGAGCCCUUGUUACCAAUCUACUGCCUUAUUUGCAAUGCACAAGGAUUGGAGCAUGUUUACUGGAACAUCCAGGUAUCAUACACAAACACUACCAACACAGUGCUGGCUGACAAGAUGCUGGAAUGUGUCCAGAGUGGCCUGCGAGCCUCCGAGCUGGCGCGUCACUCUGAGUAUGUGUGCAGCAGCUGUGCUGCUCAGCUGAAUCUGAUCGAUGAGUACGAGUCGGCGCUGGUGCGAGCUCGUUCCGAGCUGAAGCAGAAGUUCUGGCAGACGUUUAUCGCGCGUGGUCAGAUCUCUGUGUCCGAUGACCCGCGCGUGCCCGAUGUGGGGCCUGACCUGGCUCCGGCGCCCCGGAGCGUGCCACGGUCGGAGGUCAGCCCGCGGCGCCGGCCGCCGCCGCCGGCCGACCCCUGUCCCACAGAGACCGUGAAGGUGGAGUCCGUGAAGCAGCUCACCGCCGACGAGCCCAAGGAGGAACAGAUGGAGAAAGUGGAGUCAGCAGAGGAGACCACAAGCGAGCGCCGUGUUUCUGAGACGGACCGCGACCAAAGCGGGGCGAUCGGUGACCAGGACGACCCGGCAACCUCCAACGCCGAUGGACACGAGCCGGAAAAGACCGACACUGGACAAAAGCCGAGCGGCGGCCAUUCUAAGGGGCGCACGGACUGGACAGAGGUGGACAAACACUACCGAAAGGUCAGCGACCCGGACGGCGCAGAGCGCUUCCAGUGCAUCGUCUGCUUCUCCAACAUCAAGGACCGCAAGGAGGUGCGGAAGCACGUUCGCCGCCACCUUGGCCUCAUCAAGCUGCUCAAGUGUGGGUUCUGCGACUACCACUGCUACCGGCCCAGUAAUCUGGCCAUCCACGAGAGGAGGCACACCGGCGAGCGGCCGUUCACCUGCGAGAUGUGUGGCGCCGGCUUCAAGUCCAACGACAGUCUGACGGUGCACCGGCGGACGCACACUGGCGAACGGCCGUACCAGUGCGACCACUGUCAGAAGCGCUUCACCCAACACUCAUCGCUGCAGAUUCACAAACAGGUUCAUUCGGGCCAGAAGCGGCACAUCUGCGACUACUGCGGAAAGAGUUUCACCCAGCUCGGGAAUCUCAAGUGUCACCGUCGGGUCCACACGGGCGAGACGCCCUACUCCUGCCAGACCUGCGACCGCCAGUUCCGCUCCGACUACCAUCUCAAGGUACACCAGAUCGAACACACGGGUCGGCGGCCGCACCUAUGCCAGGUCUGCGGACUUGGCUUCCUCACCGCACACAAGCUCAAACUGCACAUGGCCACACACACUGGAAACAAGAUUGGUUACUCGUGCGACGUUUGCGACAAGAAGUUAGCCACCCGCAGAUCGCUGAGGAACCACAAGCGAAUUCACACGGGCGAGCGGCCGUUCCCGUGCGCCACCUGCUCGGCCCGUUUCCGCACGGAGCCGCUGCUGCGAGCCCACCGGCGUCACUGCGCAGCGAACGCUGUCCUCGUCUUGUCACCCCCGCCGCCCGUCACCGAGCCGUGCCAACGGUAACAGCGACCGGGGAGGCGGGGCCAUCGCGAGAGGGUGUUCAACAUGAGGUCUGCCAUUACGGAUAUAGUUUGUGUGUUGAAGACACUUUUGACAUCGAAAGGCUUGACUUGGUGACUUGAUUUACGCGGUACUGUGUUAUUUAUUUAUGUGGGAAUAUGUAGUGGCUCUCUCCGGUAUAGAAGGCGAUGAUAUAGUAGGUAAGCGGAGUCUGAUACAGAUAAACCAGCCUGUUGAAAGAAGCAAAAUUGACAUUUUUCCGGGGAGCGUGCUCGAGAGGAAAGAUUGCAUCACUGCAACGUAAAAUAUCUCCAUACAGCUAAUUUUGAUUUUUACCUAGACUAAAGAAAACAUCUCCUUUUAUAACGGUUCCAAUUUGGUGCUUACGUGAAUUAUAAUAAUAAUUAAUAACCAAUCAUUGCAUCCAUAUUAUGAAGCCCAACUUCGACUUUACCGCCGUCUGUCGCUUGUAUCCGCCACGGUAUGCAAUUGAUUGCGUCGCCAUAAACAUUGUUAUGCGCCGGAGAAAUGCUUCUUGUCUCUGGGAGACUAUUGGGGCGGGAAGUGCCUUGACUUGUGCCUUGGACUACGUGCGAUGCGACUCUUGUUGUGGCUGGGCUGCUGGAAAUGUGAAACAGCGCGUAAGAACAAGACUUGGCCCAAUGGGGCUAGCCAUUUUUCUUCGCUCAAAACAAUGUAUUUUGGAGUCUUGGGCUAAUUGGGCAUUAGCACAUCAAGAGAAAGGGUGCCCAUCAGCGUGUCUUGUUCGAUCGUCAUCUGUUGUCCGUAUGGAGGCAGUUCCUCCAUGGCCUCGCUUCCACCGUGUUAGUUUGGCAUGCGGUGUUACGGCUUAGCCAGCUGCGAAUGUCUCAUUGGCUUGGCUCAUGUAUUUUUUAUGAUAAUUGAUCAUGCCAUGCGUAGUUUCAUGAGAUUGUGAUGGACAGUAGCGGCGGAACACCUUCAAUUAAGGGGGGGGGGGGGGGGGGGCACUGCCGACUUUUGAUCCCAUUCUUUCCGUGCAACGCCCAUAGGGCUAAUGUUAAAAUGCCAAAAUCAAAGGGGGCACGGUGCCCUCCCCGUUCCGCCGCCUAUGGUAAUGGAUGCUGACGCCGUCAUUUUAGAGCUAAACGGCGUCCAUCAAACAUUGAUUUGUCAUUAACUUGACUGCGUUGGCAUCUGCUGAUAGUGUUGUUUUACUGACCAUUGUAUGUAAACGUGUAUAGAUCUCUUUUUGUUCGCGCCUACGGAAGUUUGUACACAUUGAAGCUCAGCUGAUCAUCAUCUCGUUUUUCAUCUUUUAUUAUUAUUUAAUAAAGAAGUGUACGGACGAUAACA
Amphibalanus amphitrite is the source of this 3076-nucleotide messenger RNA. Its product is annotated as zinc finger protein 239-like. The coding region runs from base 107 to 1744 and encodes 545 amino acids. The transcript is spliced from 9 exons. Gene Ontology annotation, biological process: regulation of transcription by RNA polymerase II. The record is from RefSeq and is a predicted model, not a curated record. NCBI's taxonomy places the organism in Eukaryota, Metazoa, Arthropoda, Thecostraca, Balanomorpha, Balanidae. Gene Ontology annotation, molecular function: RNA polymerase II cis-regulatory region sequence-specific DNA binding; DNA-binding transcription factor activity, RNA polymerase II-specific.